Hermetia illucens (black soldier fly) is the source of this 1227-nucleotide messenger RNA. Its product is annotated as gustatory receptor 23a-like. Gene Ontology annotation, biological process: sensory perception of taste. The record is from RefSeq and is a predicted model, not a curated record. Lineage: Eukaryota; Metazoa; Arthropoda; Insecta; Diptera; Stratiomyidae. Gene Ontology annotation, cellular component: membrane; neuronal cell body; dendrite. The transcript has 3 exons. Bases 1 to 1227 code for a protein of 408 amino acids.
AUGAAGCUACUCCGUAGAACUUCCAUAAAGGAUUUAUCUGGAUUCUUAACAAUUUACAAAGUGGCUGGCUUGGCACCAUUUUCAAGAAAGGAUUCAGUUCGUCUGUUCUUGGGAAUCUAUCAAGUUCUGCAUCUGGUACUUGUUGUCUUUUUGUUUUUCUCGGCCUUUUUUAUCUACGACGUCUUCAGCGGGAACACUCUAUCAAGUUUGGUCAGUGGUCUUGUGUUUGUUGCGUUAUCCUUGGCGCAUGUUGUUCUGAAUGUUCAGGCAUUUUGCACUCGAAAGGACCAGCAAAGAAUCCUUGAUAUGUUCCGGUUAAUUGAUUCUGAAUUCCGGGAGAAGCUCACGGUUCGAACGAACACGGAAAGGUGGAAUAGGAAAUACGUUAUCGGUUUUCUGGUCAUUCUCUUGGUAAUCCUGGGUAACGAUGCGAUAAUAUGUUUUUCGAGGGCAAUGAAUCAAUUCACCGAUGGAUUUUGGGUUUCAACUUUUUCAAGGGAAAUCGUUAUAUUGCGGCUUACCCAAUGCAUGCACUACGUGAGUAUGGCAAGUGAACGGCUAAAUUUGUUAAACGCGAAAAUCGAGGAAAUCGUAGCAGUUCGAAAAACCACCCCAACAUUCAUUAUCCUGGAGGAUAACUACGGGAGGAGGCGAUUUAACAAUGGGACCAAAUCUGAAUCAGUUUCGAUUGAAAAGAUUUUGAUGUUGAAACAGAUUUUCGGGCAUAUCUGGGAGGUCACCAAUAUUAUCAACGAUUGUUUCGGAUGGUCCUUGCUGGCGAUUGUUACGUACUAUUUUCUGGAUUUCACUAGUAACGGUUAUUGGCUUUUCCUAGCCUUGGAGCAUUUUAUACCGUAUUUUCUUAUCAUGGAAUGCCUUUGCCGGAUGAUUCCACUUGCCUUUAUGCUGAGCGUGUUAUCAUGGGUGUGUAAUAAUUGCAAACAAACGAGUGAAACGACAGGUUGCCUUGUUCAUAAAUUGGAAAAAUCUACUGAAAGUGAACAGUACAAUGCCCUCGUCAGUGAGUUCUCUUUGCAAAUCAUGCAUGAGCCUUUUCAUAUUUCUGCGAAUGGAUUUUUUACUAUCGAUUUUGAACUCCUUGGAUCGAUGGCUGCUGCUACGGUUACUUACCUUGUAAUUCUGAUACAGUUUUUGCUGAAUGACAAGGGUCACAAAGAGGCAUCAGCUGUAAACGCAACAACUCCUGAAUCAGUUUCAACACCUUGA